AUGGCGUCCCCGUCCGCGCCGCCGGCGUCGUCGUCGUGGGUCAUCCUAGGCAGCAUCGCACGUAUCUCUGACUCUACGCCGGCGGACGGCGGCGACGCCUCCGUCGCGCUCACCUCGCCGCCGCGCGUCUCGAUCGUCACCGUCACCCCGCGAGUCUUCCCGGAUCCACCCACGCCCCACUUCUUCCCCUUCGUCCUCGCCGCGGACCCGUCCGGCCUGCUACUCCUGCAGGCCAACCUGCACUGCACCCCGACCCGUGAAGUCGUCGACCUCCCUGGCGAAACCGGCUUCACCUGGAAAUACUACACCUCGCGCUACUUUGUGCUCGACGUCGCCACCGGCUCGGCGCUCCACCUCCCUGACCCCCAGACCGCCGCCGCCAUCAUGCACCAGGCCCUCCUUGGCCUUGUCGUCUCCCCUGGUGGCGGCGGCCACUACAUGGUCGCGGAGCUCCAACCUUUCAUCGGCACCAACACGGCCACGCUCCUCUGCUUCUCUACAGAGGUUGGGGAGUGGGUCGCCAAGCCCGUCCAUUACCCGCUCGAGCCCCGGCCCCGGCCGUGGGCUGCCAUCGGCGUGCUCUCGCUACACGGGAGGCUCUGGUGGGUCGACCUCUCAUGGGGCGUCAUCACCUGCGACCCCUUCGCCGACGAGCCGCUCCUGGGCUUCAUCCCGUUCCCUCCGGAGAGGGUGCUCAAGUGUGGGGAAGGUCGGCGAGUCAUCGACAAGUACCGAUGCGUGGGUGUGAGCGCCGGCAAGCUGCGCUUCGUCGACACGUACGCUCGCGGCGGGGACGCUCGCAAGAUCGCCGUGUGGACGCUGGCCGAUGCAGACUCCAUGGAGUGGACACUGGAGCACGAGGCGAGGUUUACAGAGAUCUGGGCCCAUCGGAGCUACAAGGCAACCGGGCUGCCCAAGAAGAUCCCCACGCUCGCGCUGAUUCACCCCAAGAACCCCGACGUCGUCUACUUCUUUCUGGAAGAGCACCUCUUCGGCGUUGACGUGCGUGCUCGCAGGGUCGUCGAGUGUGAGGUCUAUGGCCUGGUUGCGCCGCCCAGCAACCGCAUCGCCAGCCGCUUCGUUCGGGCUUGGGAGCUUCCGCCGUCACUCUCCUCAGGUAAUGAUGCCAUGACUCCUCUCAUAUAUUCCCCUGUUUCUAUGUCCCUUGUCCAUUGA
This is a messenger RNA of Lolium rigidum, 1176 nucleotides long. RefSeq lists its product as uncharacterized. NCBI's taxonomy places the organism in Eukaryota, Viridiplantae, Streptophyta, Magnoliopsida, Poales, Poaceae. The transcript has a single exon. The record is from RefSeq and is a predicted model, not a curated record. The coding region runs from base 1 to 1176 and encodes 391 amino acids.